Messenger RNA from Desarmillaria tabescens, 1369 nucleotides. Its product is annotated as arp2/3 complex 34 kDa subunit. Gene Ontology annotation, cellular component: Arp2/3 protein complex; actin cytoskeleton. The record is from RefSeq and is a predicted model, not a curated record. Gene Ontology annotation, biological process: actin filament polymerization; Arp2/3 complex-mediated actin nucleation. Lineage: Eukaryota; Fungi; Basidiomycota; Agaricomycetes; Agaricales; Physalacriaceae. The transcript has 6 exons. The coding region runs from base 205 to 1125 and encodes 306 amino acids. Gene Ontology annotation, molecular function: structural constituent of cytoskeleton; actin filament binding.
AAGUUCUCCUCUGUAGCAAUUGCCUAUUUCGGUAUCUCGGCAAAUGCCGCCCACAGCUACCGGAACAGACUGCGUACUGUACUUCGUACUCCAUUCAUCGCCUAACGAAUACCCUGCGCUACACGUACUGCCCUUCGUAUAGGUCUGUAAUCAACAAAUAUCUUAUUCUACGCGCAUAUAUCUCAUCGGAGACCCUAGACAAGCAUGAUUCUGCUCGAACCGCACAAUGUUAUCAUCCAACAAACACUCGGCGAAAAACUCAUAAAACCCUCUUCGCUCGAUGUACAGUUUGUCGACUACGACGGCGUCCGGUUCCAUCUCUCUACACCAGAGAAGAAGACAAUUCUCCUUUUGUCGAUGCAUAUCCGAUGUUGGGCUGAACUCGUUCAGUAUGGAGCACUGGAUGUGCUGAAGCGCGAAUAUGGAUCUUUGUUGAAGGACGAGGCUGAGUCGGAGUAUCAUGUCAGUCUCGAGAUUGACCUGGAGCAGGCCCCAACCGGCGCAGAGGACCGUGAAGCAUUUAUCACUUCCAUCGCCCUGUUGAAACGCAAUGCUCUCGCGGCUCCUUUUGAACUCGCUUUCAAGUCUCAAAAGCAAUUGGAGAGUGCUGGUGCAGGCCAGGGUGAACUGAUGCAGAUUCAUUAUCGCGACGAAGAGGGCAUCUAUGUGCAAUCGUCGCCUGAUCGUGUAACCGUUAUAUUCUCAACCGUGUUCAGCGAUGAGACCGAUCGUAUCUAUGGCAAAGUUUUUCUCCAGGAAUUUGUCGAUGCUCGUCGUCUCCCAGCGAUUCAAAAUGCACCUCAGGUACUCUAUUCUAACCGGGACCCUCCUCUUGAAAUUCGUCAUUUGGGAAAUCUACGGAACACAGAAGACAUGGGAUAUGUAACAUUCGUGCUGUUCCCUCGACACUUUUCAAACCCUACCGUGGCUGCGACGACGAUUUCUCACAUCCAACUCUUCCGAGACUAUCUGCACUAUCACAUCAAGUGUUCCAAGGCGUACAUGCACUCGCGAAUGAGACAUCGUGUAGCAGAGUUUCAGAAAGUUCUGAACAGGGCCAGACCUGAAGUCGCCCCCUCAGGAGACCGGAAGACUGUUAGUGGUAAAACUAUGAUAAGCAGAUGAAGGUUGAUGCGAUAGAAUGUUCUGUACAAUAUGAUACGAUGGCUGGACGGAUCCCUGUUUACAGUAUCGAAUAAUGCGAUAUUUCUGAAUCUUCCUAUUUCCCUUGCACCAGAGAUAGCUUUUACUAGAUGCUAGAAGUCUUUUAGGAAUCUCGUCAGAAAUAUCUAUAGUUUUUGAUACCCUGUUUUGAGAAUUUCAUGAUCAAGUACCUUCCGAUUUGCUCAAUAUUUUUGGUACCUGGUUC